AUGCUGCGCACAGACCAGCUGCGCACGGACCAACGUGCACAGCCUGCCCUAAUCUCCCCAUUCUGCGGGUUCCUGUCGCAACUACGCAUCUAUUGGCUGGUCAACACGUCGCUGACCACCAUUGAACUCAAGGUGCAAGUUGCAAUGAGCCUGCUUGAUGGCGAUGCCCGCGCCUGGGCCACUCCAUACUUCGCCCAACUCGCAUCGGUACAGAUGGGAGUACAAGGGGUCACAACCCCCUUCAGGAACAAAGCGGCCUUUACCGCUGCCUUCAAGGCCCGCUUCGGAAAUCUCGACGACAAGGUGGCAGCGCAAGUAGAGCUAGCAAAGCUCUGCGCGGACAAAUCAGUCCGUGAAAAACGCACCGCUGCGGAGUUCUCCGCGCUAUUCAAGGGUCCGGCUGAUCGCUCUGGGUAUGGGGACCUAGAGCUACGCGACAAGUACCUGAGCGGCAUCCCCUCCCGCGUGUACCGAAAGAUCGAGCUCGAGACCUUCACCACGUGGCAAGAAGCUGAAAAGCGCGCCACCGAGGUCGAGCAGAUCCUUAACAUCAGCCGGGCCCAUCGGCCCGAGCUGAACAACUUCUUCUCAGCCCGGGGUCGAGGAUGUGGUGGGGCACGUGGUGGUGCACCCACACAUUGUUGCGACUUAGGGUCAAGCGACAGGGGAAAACUGUCACGAGUUGGUACGGCGCCUAGCCGUUUUUUUCCUUGA
Molecule: messenger RNA, 714 nt
Organism: Postia placenta MAD-698-R-SB12
Lineage: Eukaryota; Fungi; Basidiomycota; Agaricomycetes; Polyporales; Adustoporiaceae
Exons: 3
Coding region: 1-714 (237 amino acids)
Source: RefSeq, a predicted model, not a curated record